Messenger RNA from Mercenaria mercenaria, 2464 nucleotides. RefSeq names its product zinc finger protein Noc-like. Gene Ontology annotation, biological process: negative regulation of DNA-templated transcription. Gene Ontology annotation, cellular component: nucleus. Bases 297 to 1931 code for a protein of 544 amino acids. The record is from RefSeq and is a predicted model, not a curated record. NCBI's taxonomy places the organism in Eukaryota, Metazoa, Mollusca, Bivalvia, Venerida, Veneridae. The transcript is spliced from 2 exons.
ACCAGACAUUGUGUGCGGAUCUCACUGGGCGGUAUGAGUUUGUUAUACAGAUAAAUGAGUGUUGUUAAGCUGCAGAAAUGAUUGACAGUCAACUACUAGACUGUUGAAUUCAGUGUAAGCUGAAGUGUCUCUCGCGAUAGCAGUCCUAUACAGCUGGAUAACGAACUAAUUCAACAAUAUGUUUAUAUACAGUAUCUGGAUUUAUACGUGAAAGGAUAUUAUAAUACCGGUGUGCCCAUUUUUAUGGAUAUUGUUGAUAAAUAAUUAUUUAGUGUGGAUAUUUGAACAUAAUUACAAUGAACGAGUCGAAGAGUGAAAGUACACCAAUUAAUAUGUCGAGUAUUCUGUCACCAAGCGUGGCUCAGUACCUCCAUCCGGAUUACCUACAACCCCUUCCAACAACGUUGGAUGCUAAGAAGAGUCCCUUAGCCCUGCUUGCGCAGACAUGCAGUAGUAUAGGGAAGGACCCAACUCCUUCAAAACCAAUCAUACCACCGCUUGAAAAGGAGAAAAAAGAAUCAGAAAAAUCCUCUGAUAAAAACAACCCUGGGGAUAGCAGAAAAAGUCCUAGUACUGACAGCGGGAAUGAGUCUGGAAGAGAGUCUGCUAAAAAGGCCGGAUAUAAGCAUGUUCCACCUAAAGAAAUCCCACCACUGGUUCCGAUCUCAAACUCGCCAAGUCGUAAAUCUAGUCCAGCACCAGGAACUUCCUCGGAAAGAGCCUGUGAAACUACAACAGUAACAACCUCAGUGACACGACCCGUGUCCUCAACUGGUUCGAACAAUGGUCAUAAUUCUAGUAGCACUAGGGCUACAAGUAGUACAUCCAGUGAAAAGGAAAGGGAUACUGAGCGUGAAAGAGGCGACAGAAAUAGAGACAAUUCUUCUGACGGUAAACCAAGCAGAUCUAGUCCUGACCAUUUCCAGUCUUCAACAAGCAAAAUUCCUGCGCCUAUCCACCCUGGAUUAAACGGGUUUGGCGCUGGACUACCACACCCUGGUUUAUCAUUAUAUGGACAUGCAUUUUCCCUUGAUCCAGCAUCCGUGAGUUCAGCGUACGCGUCAUCUCUCGCGGCGGCCCACUCUGGAUAUAGUGGACUUAGUGCUUCUGCAGCUGCAGCACUAGCUGCACAAAAUGCUGCCCUCUCAAAAAGUGGACUAACCCCAGGACUAUCUCCAUACGUGUCAUAUGCUCGCGUGAGGACUCCUUCUGGUGCAACCACGCUUGUACCUGUGUGUAGAGACCCUUACUGUACAAACUGCCAGUUGACUAUUCAGAACAGUCAUGUUAGUUCCACUUGUACAGCCCCUGGUUGCUCACAAUGUGCUCAUGAGAAAUCCUUACAAAGUUUGAGUGCAUUAGGAAUGACAGGUGCCUCUUCACUUUCCAUGUUGCCACAGUUUUCAAUGCAGAGUUCCCUUCCCUCGAUACCAUCAGGAUUAUCAUCUUAUCCAGGACUUACAUCAUCUUUAUACGCUCACAGCUUUCUCGGUGGCGUUUCUGGACAUAGUCCGGGCAUGCCAUAUGUGUGUAACUGGGUUUCAGGUAAUGACUAUUGUGGUAAACGUUAUUCAACAUCGGAGGAAUUGCUACAACAUCUCCGCACGCAUACAUCUAGUUCGGACUCUGCGUCAACACUAGCGAGUUACGCGGCCCUAGGUCUACCACCACCGCUCGGCUUGAGUGGGUACCCUCAUGGGCCGCUACCGGCACACGGAGGAUUGAGUCCAAAUUCUCUCCGACGGGCAUAUCCAACGAUACCGAGUCCGUUGAGCAGUGUUUUAAGCGGAAGUCGAUAUCAUCCAUACAAGUCAGCACUUCCUAGUGCUCCAACAGCCCUUCAACCUGGCCAACCUCUCUCAUCCCUAGGACCUUAUUAUUCUCCAUAUUCCUUAUAUGGUCAAAGGGUUGGCGCGGCUGCUGUCCCAUGACUAGAUCCGUUCAGACACUGAUAGACAGCGAAUGGACUAUUAAAGGUGUACAACAACAGUGCUAAAGUCUUGUAUAGACUCUAAUCUCAAAGGUGACACUUCUAGCAGUUAUUUGCGCAAUUUUGAAACUAAUAAAUACACUUUAAUUGAAACGACGGAUUGGUUCGGUGAUUUCAAAACUUGUUUGUGAAAGUGUUUGGAAAUUCACUCAAAUUUGCCAUAAAUGUUCCUUACUGCUUUUCCUUUAAUUUUCUUUAAUACACAUCUAUACGGAAGGAUUAUAAGAAAUACAGUUUUCUUUAAAAAUAUGUAUCAGAAUGAUAUUUGCUUUAAACUGUCAUCAAGUUUAUUAAUUUUCAUAUUGCAGCCAUACGAUUUAUCUGAAAAAGUAUAUAAUUUCAACAAAUGUUAUACAAAUGUAUUUUGUUUUUAUUUUUUCCAGUUUUACUGCGUUUAAAUUGUUCACUACAUGUAACAAUUGGUAGUUAUAUUUUCUGUUGAUGUGUUGAUUAUUUAUUAAAAGGUAAAUUAUA